AUGAGACAAUUAACAAGACUCCUGCUAGAAGAUAGACGCGGGAUCUACUCAUCUUUGCUGUUGGCGGAGCGCUCGACUCUCAAGCGCGAUGAGAAGGUAGCAUUCCAACGUUAUUUUAUGGGUUUUAGUGAUUUCGUAGUGCCAAGGAGCCUUAGAAGGAUUGAUGUUGAACAGGGCUGCUUUGAUCUCUUCAAUGCUCACUUGUGCAAUCAAUUCCAAGUUCCUCUCUGCAGUGAUGACCUCCUCAAUGCCAACGAGAUGGUUGUCCUCUGUGAUUGUGCCAGUGGAAGGGCUGUUGCUUCCUCACCGGGGUGGUCUGCUCGUGAUGGCGGCGACACAGCAUCUCGCGUUGGUCGCUUGCAAGGUGCCUCACGCGGCGGCGGGAGGGGUGGCUGGAACGCCGGCAGAAAGGUUGCGAUUGGCUCGCCGGAGAUGAUGGCAGAUCGUGAUUCUCUCCCUCUCUUUGCUGCGGGUGAUAUGAGAGUGACGAGAGGAUCAGACUUUAUUCUUCUUCUGGCGAAAUGUGAGCGAGAAUUUGGGAGAUCCUUCAGGCGCGAUCGAGAGGGGAAGGAGAUGAUGUGA
Messenger RNA from Striga asiatica, 582 nucleotides. Lineage: Eukaryota; Viridiplantae; Streptophyta; Magnoliopsida; Lamiales; Orobanchaceae. The record is from the annotation of a GenBank genome assembly.